Molecule: messenger RNA, 714 nt
Organism: Fusarium fujikuroi IMI 58289
Lineage: Eukaryota; Fungi; Ascomycota; Sordariomycetes; Hypocreales; Nectriaceae
Product: probable pyrimidine 5`-nucleotidase
Exons: 4
Coding region: 1-714 (237 amino acids)
Biological process (GO): nucleotide catabolic process; pyrimidine nucleobase metabolic process
Molecular function (GO): nucleotidase activity
Source: RefSeq, a predicted model, not a curated record
AUGGGCAGCACUCAGGACAUGAACCCGGGGAAGCCGGUCCUAUUCUUCGAUAUUGACAACUGUCUCUAUCCACGGAGCACAAAAGUCCAUGACAUAAUGGCUAAACUCAUUGAUGAGUACUUCUCCAAGCACCUGGAGAUCCCUUGGGAUGAAGCUGUGAAACUGCACAAAGAGUAUUACACCAACUAUGGCCUCGCUAUUGAGGGGUUGGUGCGCCAUCACCAAAUCGAUCCCCUGGAUUACAACGCCAAAGUGGACGAUGCUUUACCCCUCGAAGAAAUCAUCAAGCCCAACCCUGAGCUACGCGAGCUCCUGGAGGACAUCGACAAGUCCAAGGUUACUGUGUGGCUUUUCACCAACGCUUACGUGAACCACGGGAAGAAGGUUGUUCGCCUCUUGGGCAUCGAGGAUAUCUUCGAUGGUCUCACAUACUGCAACUAUGCGGAACAACCGUUACUCUGCAAGCCGGACCCCCGCAUGUACGAGAAGGCGAUGCGCGAAGCAGGCGUCGACCGUGUGGAGGAUUGUUACUUUGUCGAUGAUUCUGCCCUGAACUGCACAGAAGCCAAAAAGUUUGGUUGGACAGCAGCCCAUCUCGUUGAGGAGGGAGUGCCAGCUCCCAAAACCCCUGCUUCGCAAUACCAAAUCCAGCAUCUGCGAGAGCUACGGAAUGUCUACCCGCAGUUCUUCAAAUCUACUUCAAGCAAGGCAUAG